CCGAAUGCAAGAUAUCGUGGUGGCUCUCGUGGUUUUGUCAAUCAUAAACUAAUCUUUGUUAACCUUUAGAACAUUUUCAAUAGGCUACAAAGUCAAUAGGCUACAGAGUACAUUAUCUUGUUAUUAGGGCAAGGGCGCGGCAGAGUUAGUGGGCGUCCAAUGAUAAUAGGAAGAGAGCUGGCCCGAGCAGUAAGUAGUAAAAUGUUUUGCUAAAUUGAGACAACAACUUUUUAGGAUGCUUCGCAGGAUUGAACGGUUGUGGCCAUUUUUCCUGGUUCCAGUUCUCUCCUACUUACCCUGGAGAUUGUUCAUGGGAAAUUGUUUCGCUUGGCUUUUGGAACGCACAGGGAAAUGUAUCAUGCCAAGUGAUCGUGACAGUCCAGAAUCCCUUCCCAGUGAAGGAGUGAGGAGUCCAGAAUCACUUCCCAGUGAAGGAGUGGGGAGUCCAGAAUCCCUUCCCAUUCAAGAAGUGGAGAGUCCAGAACCCCUUCCCAGUGAAGGAGUGGGGAGUCCAGAAUCCCGUCCCAGUGAAGAAGUGGAGAGUCCAGAAUCCCUUCCCAGUGGAGCAUUGGGGAGUCCAGAAUCCCUUUUUAGUGAAGAAGUGGAGAGUCCAGAAUCCCUUCCCAUUCAAGAAGUGGAGAGUCCAGAACCCCUUCCCAGUGAAGAAGUGGAGAGUCCAGAAUCCCUUCCCAGUGGAGCAUUGGGGAGUCCAGAAUCCCUUUUUAGUGAAGAAGUGGAGAGUCCAGAAUCCCUUCCCAUUCAAGAAGUGGAGAGUCCAGAACCCCUUCCCAGUGAAGGAGUGGAGAGUCCAGAAUCCCUUCCCAGUGGAGGAGUAGGGAAUCCCGAAUCCCUUCCCAGUGGAAAAGUGAAGAGGCCAGAAUCCGAUGAGUACUACUGCGAGUACGACUCGACAUGGGAGGAUCCUCCAAGCAAAGAAACCAGUCGUCAAAGGCCCCAACAUGUGUGGGUACACCAGGACACCGGUUGGUCGCAAAAAUCACACAGGUUUAACAGAUUCAGAAGUGCAGCAAGGGAUAUGCAAAAGUACAGGCGUGAUUAUCCAGAGCAUAGAACACACUUGUACUUCGGCGGGCAACAACAAGAUGAUAUGCCUAAUUUACAAUUCUACCGUGGACAAAUACCCUCCUCCCCUGAUGGUGUCUUCAUUGAGGACUUUCACUAUAAAUGGAAAAGGCAAUAUUCACAACUGGAAAGAGUUCACUCAUACAUCCAAUGGUUGUUCCCUCUUCAAGAACCAGGAAUGAAUUAUCAAGCCAAGGAACUCACCAAAAAGGAAAUUGAGGCUUUCCUUGAAGAUGAAACUGCGAAGAAGAGGCUGGUCAAGUCGUACAAGCUCAUGCUGGACUUCUACGGCAUACAGAUGUCAAAUGAAACAACAGGGGAAGUGCGACGUGCAAAUAACUGGCGUGACAGAUUUGACAACCUGGACAGACAUACACACAACAACCUGCGCAUCACCCGCAUCCUGAAGUGCCUGGGCACUCUGGGGUUCCCCCACUACCAGGCCCCACUGGUCCGCUUCUUCCUGGAGGAAACUCUUGUUAAAGGCAAGCUGUACAAUGUGAAGGAGAGCGUGCUCAACUACUUCAUCUUCGCUGUCAUUGAUAAGCAAGAGCGCAGGGAUCUAGUUGAGUAUGCCUACAAGCACUAUGAGCCCAAACAUGAGUUUGUAUGGUGCCCUAAGAAGAUCCAGAUGACUUUCUCAAAUGGAGAAGAAUUAUCAGAUAAUAGGCAACCAAUGGCAGGCCAUUACCAGCAUGGUAACUACUUAGAUGACAGAGAUGUCAGUGACGACCUAUCUGUUCCUCACAAUGCUAUUGUUAGCACAACUGUUUCCAUUAGGCCAGAAGGCAAGAACAAUUCAGUGAAAGAGCAAUCUCCUCAAGACUUAUCCCAGAGCCUGGAGAAGACCACUGAGGUUCCAGCCAUAGAGCCAUGUCCUAAAGACCCAUCCCAGAGCCAGGUUCAGACCACUGAGGGUCCAGCCAUAGAGCCAUGUCCUAAAGACCCAUCCCAGAGCCAGGUUCAGACCACUGAGGGUCCAGCCAUAGAGCCAUGUCCUAAAGACCCAUCCCAGAGCCAGGUUCAGAUCACUGAGGGUCCAGCCAUAGAGCCAUGUCCUAAAGACCCAUCCCAGAGCCAGGUUCAGACCACUGAGGGUCCAGCCAUAGAGCCAUCUCCUCAUAAGGUAUCCCUGAGCCAGGUGAAUAAAGCCAGAACCAGAGAUGGCACAAAGGGCCCCCGCCCCAAAAAGCCUAGAAUUGGGGAAACUACCUAAACAGUUUUGGAGAGUGUAGUGUCUGAGGGUCUAUGAUUGUGCUGACGUUUGCAAAAGUCUGUUAGAGGAAACUUGGCUCUGCUUUCGGAAACAUCUGGAAAGCAUGACUAAGUUCCUGGAAAAAAGGAUAUGGGAAGAUAUGUGAAAAGCCAGGGAUUGGUGUAUUAAAAUCACGCCAUACUAUGUCACAUAGGAUAUAAAUACCAGGUCUUGAACAAAGGAGAUGAGAAUAGCAAAUCACAGAAUUGGGUCCGGCUGUUCUUUAGAUAUCUGCAGGUAUCUGUAAAUCUGACGCUGAAACUCUUUGUUAUAAUAAACCUUUAUAAUCAAAGUACAGUGUCAGCGGAUCUUCUUAUCAUCACGGCAUUAUCAGCAAUGUUUGUCUUUUCACCACAUUUUAAUGGCGACGAGGCUUUUGGGACGUGAUAUGUAUUUUCUCUGCAUUCCAUUCCUGGGACUUUUUUAAGAGUGUAUAGAGAUGUUUUGUAAUUGAUAACA
This is a messenger RNA of Coregonus clupeaformis (lake whitefish), 2797 nucleotides long. RefSeq names its product opioid growth factor receptor-like protein 1. Gene Ontology annotation, cellular component: membrane. Lineage: Eukaryota; Metazoa; Chordata; Actinopteri; Salmoniformes; Salmonidae. Bases 236 to 2299 code for a protein of 687 amino acids. The record is from RefSeq and is a predicted model, not a curated record. The transcript is spliced from 9 exons. Gene Ontology annotation, molecular function: opioid growth factor receptor activity.